Molecule: messenger RNA, 2127 nt
Organism: Rhopalosiphum padi (bird cherry-oat aphid)
Lineage: Eukaryota; Metazoa; Arthropoda; Insecta; Hemiptera; Aphididae
Product: minor histocompatibility antigen H13
Exons: 9
Coding region: 205-1302 (365 amino acids)
Biological process (GO): membrane protein proteolysis
Cellular component (GO): membrane; cytoplasmic side of endoplasmic reticulum membrane; lumenal side of endoplasmic reticulum membrane
Molecular function (GO): aspartic endopeptidase activity, intramembrane cleaving
Source: RefSeq, a predicted model, not a curated record
GUUUAUUAUCCAAUAGUGUUGUUUGUAGUAUUUCGGGAUGUGUUGUGAAUCGUGUAUUCGUGUAUACGUUUCAGUUGUUUAACCAUAUUCGCGAUAGAUUGUUACUUUUACUUCUUGAGAAGAUAAAUUGAGUGAUAAAUUUAAAUUAAACAGUGUAAUUUUUCUUCUUUAUUACUUCAAUUAUUUAACUUAAUUUUACGAACAAUGGCUGAAGUCGUAGAUGAUAUAAUUAAGACCUUAAACGAAACAAAUGGUACGGACACAGAGUCUGUUCUCAAAAAGCUACCAGCCACUACUGAAGGCAUGAUGAUUGCAUACACCAGUUUAGUUGUCAUGGCCUUAGUACCCAUUUUCUUUGGUUCGUUCCGAUCAGUAGAAUUACAGAUUAAAAAUAAAUUGAAAAAAGAAGUACCAGAGUCUAUGACAGAAAAAGAUGCAAUGAUGUUUCCAGUAAUUGCUAGCGGAGCUCUUUUUACGCUCUACAUAGUUUUUAGAGUAUUUUCUAAGGAACACAUAAAUCUAUUAGUGACUCUAUAUUUCUAUGUACUUGGAGUGGCAGCUUUAAAUAAUAUUUUAAGUGCUAAAUUCAGCGCCAUAUUACCAAAAAGUAUACCUAAAACAAAAUACCAAUUGCAGUUUACAGAAAGCUCUAGUGAAAAAAAACAUGAUUGGAUAAAUUUAAAAUUUACAUUACAUGAUGUAUUAUGUUUAAUAGUGUGUACAACAUUAGGAACAUUUUAUUUAUACAGCAAGCAUUGGAUUGUAAACAAUAUAUUUGGAUUGGCAUUUGCUAUAAACGGAAUAGAAUUAUUACACCUCAACACCAUUAAAAUUGGAUGUAUCCUUUUAUGUGGUUUAUUCGUGUAUGAUAUAUUUUGGGUGUUUGGUACCAAUGUUAUGGUUACUGUAGCAAAAUCAUUUGAUGCUCCUAUCAAACUUGUAUUCCCUCAGGAUUUAUUAGAAAAUGGUGUCUUAGCUGCUAAAAAUUUUGCCAUGUUGGGCUUAGGUGAUAUUGUUAUUCCAGGAAUAUUCAUUGCAUUCCUGUUAAGAUUUGAUCAAAGCUUAAAACGUAAGAAAAAUACAUAUUUCAAUGCUACAUUUUUAGCGUAUCUUUUGGGAUUACUUACCACUGUAUUUGUCAUGCAUGUAUAUAAAGCAGCGCAACCAGCUUUAUUAUAUUUGGUACCUGCGUGUUUAAUUACUCCUAUGUUGGUGGCUUUAGUAUGUGGAGAUUUUAAGACUUUAUUCAGUUAUGAAGAUCAUAAAAUGGAACCAGAAAAGACUUCCAAAAAAUUGAAAUAAACUAAAUUUAUUAUAUCAUAAAAAUUGGAUGCUCCAUUUUCAAUUAAAUUUGAUAUUGAAAGAGUAAUAACUUCAAUACAUGACACUUAAAAUCAAAUUUUAUAAGAUCAUUUAUACGAUUCAUUAUAAAUUUCCUGACAAUAUUAUUCAAAAUAUAUAAAUCAUUUGUCAGGACAAUGACAAAUAAACUACAUUUAAAUGUUAAAAUGUACUUAUUCAAUUUACUACUAUUUAAAAUAAUUGAAUUUGGCUGUUCAUUGUAUUAAACUUUCUUCCUAAUUAUAACUUUAUAAAUGUUUUUAUGUGUGUGAUAUACUUUCUAAUUCUAAACAACAUAAAUUCAUAAUUUUUAAUGUGUGAUUGAAAUUCACAUAAUUUACAUAGAUGUUUACAAGCUUAACUUUAUUAGAUCAAUUCUAAUGAAAUGUAUAUUAUUUUUCAUCUGUUUUAAUUAAUUUUUUUGGAAAUAUGUUCUUCCAAUUAAAAAAUAGUUUGAUCUCAAUAUCGUUUUUAAAAUUUUAUUUACAUUUUCUUGGAAUGUUAUUACAAUUUAUAAUAUUCCUAUCUAUUAAUAAAAUCAUAUUUUGUAAAGUUACAUACACGAUACAUCUACAAAUGUGUAUAUAUUAUAUUCUAUAUAUAUCAUACAUUCUAUGUUCAGUUGUUAACUGUAAUUGUUUGAACUGGAGUCUAAUUUAUCUUAAGUUAAAAUCUGUACAAUGAUAAUGGUAAAUAAAAAUAUAUUUGUUUUUUUUAAUCUAUUUGAAAACCUGUUGAAUGUAUUUUGUUCUUUUAUUAUUUAAAAUAAAUAAUUAUUACAAAACA